This is a messenger RNA of Anopheles moucheti, 1534 nucleotides long. RefSeq names its product developmentally-regulated GTP-binding protein 2. The coding region runs from base 195 to 1286 and encodes 363 amino acids. The record is from RefSeq and is a predicted model, not a curated record. Gene Ontology annotation, biological process: cytoplasmic translation. Lineage: Eukaryota; Metazoa; Arthropoda; Insecta; Diptera; Culicidae. The transcript has 3 exons. Gene Ontology annotation, cellular component: cytoplasm. Gene Ontology annotation, molecular function: GTP binding; GTPase activity.
AGGAGUUCGUGCGGAAGGUUUCUUGCUCUUAAAAUACCACGCAGAAAUUGUAGAAACGGCCCUAUUUUGCUGGGUAACUAGCGCAAACCAAGCUUAUCAGGCUUUUUAACGUAGAAUCAAACAGCUCAACGCUGCCGGCAAGAUAGCAUCUGUUACUAUAGAAACCGACGGUCUGAUAGAAUCCCGUCUUCAGCAUGGGUAUCUUGGAGAAAAUCUCGGACAUCGAGAAGGAGAUAGCGAAAACACAGAAAAAUAAAGCAACCGAGUACCAUCUGGGUUUGCUGAAGGCGAAGCUGGCCAAGUACCGGUCACAGCUGCUGGAACCGUCGAAGAAGGGUGAGAAGGGUGAUGGAUUCGAUGUGCUCAAGUCGGGAGAUGCCCGUAUCGCGCUAAUUGGGUUCCCUUCGGUCGGUAAAUCGACGUUACUGUCGACGUUGACCAAAACCGAAAGUGAAGCAGCCAACUACGAAUUCACGACGCUCACCUGCAUCCCGGGUGUGAUUGAGUAUAAGGGCGCUAAUAUCCAGUUGCUCGAUUUGCCCGGUAUUAUUGAGGGUGCAGCGCAGGGUAAGGGUCGUGGUCGACAGGUUAUUGCCGUGGCCCGUACAGCCGAUCUGGUGCUGAUGAUGCUGGACGCCACCAAACCGAACGUGCAUCGUGAUCUGCUAGAGUACGAGUUGGAAUCAGUCGGGCUGCGGUUGAACAAGCGGAAACCGAACAUUUACUUUAAGAUCAAAAAGGGUGGUGGCGUUAGCUUCAAUGCGACCUGCCCACUAACGCGCUGCAACGAAAAGAUGGUCCAAACGAUACUGCACUCGUUCAAGAUCUUCAACGCGGAAGUGCUGUUUCGGGAGGAUUGUACGGAAGACGAGUUCAUUGACGUUGUGUCUGGCAAUCGGAUCUAUCUGCCGUGCAUCUACGUGUACAACAAGAUCGAUCAGAUCUCGAUCGAGGAGGUGGAUCGACUCGCGCGCCAACCGUACUCGGUAGUGGUAAGCUGUAACAUGCAUCUCAAUCUGGACUAUCUGUUGGAAGUGCUAUGGGAACAUCUGCAGCUGAUUCGGGUGUACACCAAAAAGCCGGGUGCACCACCAGACUUUGAUGACGGUCUAAUUCUUCGAAGGGGUGUUACCGUGGAACACGUGUGUCACGCCAUUCAUCGUACACUAGCAGCCCAAUUCAAGUAUGCUCUCGUUUGGGGCACAUCGACGAAAUAUUCUCCCCAGCGAGUUGGCAUAUCGCACGUCAUGAACGAUGAGGAUGUUAUUCAGGUCGUUAAAAAAUAAUCCCUUCCAAAACAGCAAUGUUCUGCCCAACCGUGGUUCCAUGAUGGAGGUUUUGGCUUUGCAAAAUAAGCGCAAGAGGACGCUAAAGAAUGAACUGACACUGAUUUCUUUUGUCGUAAUUUGCCUUUCAGUUACUCGUUAUAAUAAAUAUAAACAAGAACAGUCGUAACUACUAGAACUGGUAACAGUAAUUUAAAAUAUUACUCACCUCCAUAUUUACGUACUCUCUAUACACAGUUCGUUCGUUU